UAUAGUACAAGUUGAUUAUUUCCUUUGAAAUAGAGAAAAAUUAAAGUAAAUCAUGGGUGUAAUUGUUGAUGAGCAAGUACUCACAUGCUCAAUCUCACCAACUAGGUUUUUCAAAGCAUUCUUUGUUGAUUCGAAGAACUUGUUGCCCAAAAUUUUACCUACGGUUUUCAAGAGUGCAGAAUACAUAGAGGGCAAUGGUGGAUCCAUCUUACUGCUUUCUUUCUAUGAAGGAAAUGAAGUGAAGACCAUGAAACAUAAGGUCGAGGAAAUUGACGAGGCAAAUCUUGUGUACAAGUUCAGCAUAAUCGAAGGUGCUAACAUUGGCGUCGAUUUUGAGUCUGUCAAGAGUGUGAACAAGGUUGAAGCUGGUCCCGAUGGAGGUUGCAUUCUUAAAUCAGUUGUCACAUACAACACAAAAGGAGAUAACGAGAAUGUGAUUCAAGAGAGUAUCAAGAAAGCCAAAGAGAGUCUCGUUGGAUUCUUCCAAGCUGUUGUGGGACAUCUACAUUCCAACCCUGAUGCAUACAACUGAAAUCAAGAUGGCCCUUUUGCUAU
Molecule: messenger RNA, 555 nt
Organism: Salvia splendens (bonfire salvia)
Lineage: Eukaryota; Viridiplantae; Streptophyta; Magnoliopsida; Lamiales; Lamiaceae
Product: major allergen Pru ar 1
Exons: 2
Coding region: 53-532 (159 amino acids)
Biological process (GO): abscisic acid-activated signaling pathway; defense response
Cellular component (GO): cytoplasm; nucleus
Molecular function (GO): abscisic acid binding; protein phosphatase inhibitor activity; signaling receptor activity
Source: RefSeq, a predicted model, not a curated record